AUGAUUAUUCUCUUAACCAAUACACAAUUCCAAUUUAAUCCUCCGAUCAACACAACACCACCACUUCAAUCCCCAGAGACACUAACGAGAUACCGAACCGAUGGAAGCUUCUGCGAGAGGCAAUCUGAGAGCGGGACGACACAUAUAACCGGAAAGAUCUCAGGACUCUCUCCUGGCUUCCAUGGAUUUCAUAUUCACUCUUUCGGUGAUACCACAAAUGGCUGCAUCUCUACUGGACCUCACUUCAAUCCAUUAAAUCGAGUUCAUGGGCCACCGGAUGAGGAAGAGCGUCAUGCUGGCGAUUUGGGUAACAUUCUUGCAGGAUCAGACGGUGUUGCUGAAAUCUCAAUCAAAGACAAACAGGUUUUGCAAGUCCUAAGCUUCUCUGUCAUCUCUAUUGUCCCAAUUAUCUCGGGUUGCUCUUUGGUUUCACAGAUACCGCUUAGUGGGCAACAUUCCAUACUCGGGAGGGCUGUUGUUGUACAUGCUGAUGCUGAUGACCUUGGGAAAGGAGGACACAAGCUUAGCAAAUCAACAGGAAAUGCAGGCGCACGAGCUGGAUGCGUACGCUGCCGGAAACAGAGUUCAGUCCAUAAAUCCUCCCAGGUUGCACGAGAUCUUCCCGAAUCUUCUCCACGUCACGUGACACAAUGGUCGACGGCUUCGAACCUAUCCUCUCAGCCAUGUGUUUCUGUAGGAAGAAUUGUCGCGAAGAGAGGCAUCGUGGGGCUUGUAUUCCAUCACAUAUGCAUGAGGCAGCUUCAAAUGCCGCUUGAUUGA
Thlaspi arvense is the source of this 780-nucleotide messenger RNA. The record is from the annotation of a GenBank genome assembly. NCBI's taxonomy places the organism in Eukaryota, Viridiplantae, Streptophyta, Magnoliopsida, Brassicales, Brassicaceae.